GGAUCGUCGACUUGUUUACCGUUACCUUAUGUGAAGUGGGGCGUAAGUCUAUACAAACAGCUCACAUCGCUGCUAUUCCUCUUUCUACAAAAUACUCGCUGUAAUUUGAAGUAUUCGUAUAUCUCGCGCGUUCGUAUAUCAGUGUGUGCUAUUACAAUAAAAUGGCCUUUUGAGCGUUUUUAGAAAUGUCCCCUUUCAGUUUGAUGAUAUUCUUGAUUGUAAAAUUAGCAUUGGAUGCAGCUUGGAGCGCUCAACGUUACUGAAUUUCGCUAAAUUCCGCAUGCAUUGCACCGAACGAGAAAUACUGUUAAGUAGAAGACCAGUGCAAUCUAUGACAUAUGAAUUUAUUUUAACGUCCAUUUAUCAUAAAGAUUUUUUUGCAGUUAAAUUUUGUUACAUACCUCGUCUAGUAAUAUGUUAAAAGUGUCGACUAUUCUAUUGGCUUGUUCCUGUUUUAUGUUGGCUGCAUCGGUGUUUGUUGCAGCAAUUGCUUUAGUUUUUCAUCCGAGUAAAUCAGAGGCUGCGAAGAUACUUGAAGAGUUGAAACCUCAGAUUCAAUGUGCCCUUUGCAAAGCUGGACUCGAGAAGAACGGAUGUGAAGCAACAUGUAUGCCGAGAUCGGAAAACAACUAUGCUAACACGGAGGAUUGCAAAUUGACAGAAAAAAGAAAAGAAUACUUAUCCGCGAUAAUUGAUAAAAAGAUUAAAUCAGGACCUUCUUACCAAGCUCAUAUGGAUACACUAAAAAGUGCCAUGAACAUGGAGGACAGUAAUUCGGUGUUAAAUCGAAUACAGAUACUCAACUUAAAUGUUCCGAGACCAUCUGCACAUUGGUACCUUGAUGAAAAGAGUGAAAGGCCCGCUUUCGCCAAUAAAAGAGAUAAUCCAGAUAUGAGGAAUGUAUCAUGGAUUUGGGAAACUGGCAACGAAAUUGCUCAUUCUCAGAAUGGAAUCCAGCACGUAGACGGUCACAUGAACUUCACAAUACCCGGGUGGUAUCACAUAUAUUUCCAGAUCCACUUCAGGUCGAACAUUUCCAUUAAAAGCAGCUAUAAGGCUCAUCUUCUGAAAGCUAGUGGCAAGCGUGAAGAUGAAACGAAAGAUGUUUUGGAAAUGGAAGAAAGCGUAGUCUGUUCUCACAACCAUCGAAAUUCAACAAGUAGAAAAAAAUUAGAGAAAAUGCAUCCACAUCUUCAAAACCAUUCCUGUGUUGUAUUAAAAGGUUCGAAAAUGUUCGAAAUUGAAAAACCUACGCUCGUAAGAAUGGAAAUAAAAAUGCCCGAAGAAGCCUCUAUUGACACACUUAUGAGUAGAUCAUAUUUGGGAGCAAUGUAUCUUCGACCAACGAAGACAAUGUAAAAAUGUUAAGACAAAGAAGAGAAAACUGUCCAAGUUGUGCGAUAAAUAAAAAGUAGUUUAUUUUUUUUAAUAAAUCUUGAAUAAAUGUUUGAUCUGG
Messenger RNA from Styela clava, 1456 nucleotides. RefSeq lists its product as uncharacterized. Gene Ontology annotation, cellular component: membrane. Lineage: Eukaryota; Metazoa; Chordata; Ascidiacea; Stolidobranchia; Styelidae. Gene Ontology annotation, molecular function: tumor necrosis factor receptor binding. Gene Ontology annotation, biological process: immune response. The record is from RefSeq and is a predicted model, not a curated record.